ACGCUCACAGCAUCUGCCUCUUAAUAUCGCGUAAUCGAGCCUUUGCAGCAGCAGCUGAGCAAUAUUACAGCACAACGGAGGAACCCUGCUGUGCUGGACAUUUCUGUGGCAGAAGAGAAAGAAGGGACAGCUGUCACAGUCCUUGGCAAGGUGAUGACACAGCAAGCCAGAAAUAGAUCAGAUGCAAUGGAUGUUGCAAACUACCAGCCUUGAUAUGUAAAUACACAUUACAAAGGGCCUCUUUGGGGAAGAUUUCUGUAGAACAAAUCAAAAGGCAUUGCUAUGAGGAAACUUGGUAGCAAUGACUGAUGUGGAAUCUACCUAUGCAGAUUUCAUAGCCUCGGGAAGAACAGGAAGAAGAAAUGCUCUGCAUGAUAUACUUGUCUCCUCUUCCAGUGGGAAUACAAGUGAACUGGCUCUGAAGUUAUCAGAGCUUGAUAUAAGCAAGUCAGAAGGUGAUGAAAAUGAGAAAGAAAAUCCAAGUGAUAAGACUCCAGAAGAAAAGAACCAGGCACCAAAGCCAGAAAGCUAACACUUCAGUUUAAUCCACAUUAGGGAUUAUCACGAAAAAGAACCAACCACAAAGCAAUAACAGAUUGAUUGCAUUAAAAUGAUGGAUUUCAAAAUGUAUAUGACCAUUUACUGGAACAUAGCACAACGAUUACAAUCAAUCAAAGUUAAUCCAGGAAUAUGUCCUAAAUUGAUCAUAAGCAAUGGCUGACAUAUUGUGGACAUUUUAUGAUGAUGAGUUAGCUAGGCACCAUUCGAGAGCCAUGAAUAUUCUUAUAGUGAGCGGCUCUGACACUAUCAAAGGGUUUAAUUCUGUGCUGUUGUAAAGCCUUCCAUGAUCUUUAAAGCUUCAGACAGAAGCCCUCACUAAGAAAACUUAAAAAAAUCAGUUAACUAAACCAAUGUUAAUGUGUGUUCAAUAGAUCUGUUGUUUACAAAAGUUUUGUAUGGUACGAGCUUAACCUCUUAUGGCACCCUGAUAAUAAUGUGCACACUUGAAAUACUUGACACAAACUAGAAGGGCUUGGAUUUAUUUAUCCCUGCCAAUUGUUAUUUGACAAUCUAAUCACCUUCAAAUGAAAAGAUAUCAGUUCUUUCGGAGCACUUACUAGAUUCCCAUUACCCAAUGUAUUACAUCUAUAAAGUUUUUAGGACUACUCUUGUACUUCACUCAUUGUUUUGUAUGUUGUUACUCAAUUUUAACCUGUAUUCUAAAAAAAAAAGCUGUGCAGCUGAUUUUCUCACAAACACCAUACUUUUUUAUUUUUAAUUCCAUAAUCACCAAUUGUACAAUGAAAUGGUUAAAUGAAACAGCAAUGCACUACUAAAUUGUUAAUCACUGUUGGAUACUAUGAAUGCACUUAGGAUACGCGUGUGUGUAUUUUUUUUUAUCAGAGCACACAUUCCUUCCAGAGUAUCUAUUUAUAACACUGUAUUUGUUACAAUCGUAAUAGUGCAUUUUUAAUGUUUGUACAUUUUACUGAUUCAUAGUGUGAUGGCUUCUUAGUUAUGAUAAUCAAUAAACUGAACUAAACAGC
Xenopus tropicalis (tropical clawed frog) is the source of this 1547-nucleotide messenger RNA. It is a transcript of the gene pkia, whose product is annotated as protein kinase (cAMP-dependent, catalytic) inhibitor alpha. Bases 302 to 532 code for a protein of 76 amino acids. Lineage: Eukaryota; Metazoa; Chordata; Amphibia; Anura; Pipidae. The record is from RefSeq and is marked provisional. The transcript is spliced from 4 exons. Gene Ontology annotation, molecular function: cAMP-dependent protein kinase inhibitor activity.